AUAACUCUAAAGGGCCGAGAACAAAAGGUAGAUUCUUAUCAAGAACCAUUUACGCAUCAGGCUCCAGAGCAGAUACCAAAGACAUUUGUAGAGGCGGUGAACAUACUUCGGCCUUCAGCUAUCAUUGGAGUUGCAGGAGCUGGGCGGCUCUUCUCUCAGGAUGUGAUCAAAGCAAUGGCCUCUAUCAAUGAGCGACCCAUAAUAUUUGCCCUAAGUAACCCUACAGUGAAAGCUGAAUGCACAGCAGAGGAAGCAUAUACGUUAACAGAGGGUCGUUGCUUGUUUGCCAGUGGCAGUCCCUUCGAGCUGGUGACUCUGAAAGAUGGAAGAACCUUCAAACCAGGCCAAGGAAACAAUGCUUACAUUUUUCCAGGUGUGGCUCUCGCUGUCAUCCUCAGCAGUGUUCGACACAUUAGUGAUAAGGUUUUCCUAGAGGCUGCUAAGGCAUUGACAGAACAGCUGACCGAUGAAGAACUUGCACAAGGAAGACUUUAUCCUCCACUGUCUAAUAUCAGGGAAGUUUCUAUUUAUAUUGCUGUCAAGGUUAUGGAAUUUUUGUACGCAAACAACAUGGCUUUCCAUUACCCGGAACCUGCAGACAAGAACCGUUACAUUCGAUCAAAGGUUUGGACCUACGAAUAUGAAUCCUUCAUGCCAGAUGUGUAUGACUGGCCUGAAUCUAAGGUUCACUGA
Molecule: messenger RNA, 693 nt
Organism: Phaethon lepturus (White-tailed tropicbird)
Lineage: Eukaryota; Metazoa; Chordata; Aves; Phaethontiformes; Phaethontidae
Product: NAD-dependent malic enzyme, mitochondrial-like
Exons: 6
Biological process (GO): malate metabolic process; pyruvate metabolic process
Cellular component (GO): mitochondrion
Molecular function (GO): NAD binding; malate dehydrogenase (decarboxylating) (NADP+) activity; malate dehydrogenase (decarboxylating) (NAD+) activity
Source: RefSeq, a predicted model, not a curated record